AUGAUGGCAGCUCGGGCCCAAGGGCCGCCAAGGGGCUGGCAUCUAUCGCCGCCGCUGCUGCUGCUACUGCUGCUGCUGGCGGCGCUGGCCGGGGACCGCGCUGCCUCCUCCAAGCUCAACAUACCCAAAGUGCUGCUACCCUUCACGCGGGGCACCCGCAUCAACUUCACACUGGAGGCCUCAGAGGGCUGCUACCGCUGGUCAUCUACCAGACCCGAAGUGGCCAGCAUUGAACCUGUGGAGCUGGAUGAAAGACAGUGUUCUCAAAAGGCAGUUGUACAGGCCCGCCUAUCACAGCCAACCCGCCUCACUAGCAUCAUCUUUGCAGAAGAUAUUAUGACUGGCCAGGUUCUGCGCUGUGAUGCUAUAGUGGACAUCAUCCAUGGCAUUCAGAUUGUCUCCACCACCAGGGAACUCUACCUUGAAGACUCUCCCUUGGAACUGAAGAUUCAGGCUUUGGAUUCAGAAGGCAACACAUUCAGCACUUUGGCUGGCUUGGUUUUUGAUUGGACAAUAGUAAAGGAUACAGAAGCUGAUGGUUUUUCUGACUCUCACAAUGCGCUCAGGAUCCUCAAAUUUUUAGAGUCUACUUAUAUACCUCCUUCCUACAUAUCAGAGAUGGAAAAAGUGGCCAAACAAGGAGAUACAAUUUUAGUAUCUGGGAUGAAGACAGGGAGUUCCAAGUUGAAAGCACGGAUUCAAGAAGUGGUAUAUAAGACUUUAGGCAUUCGUAUGCAGGGUGCUUCCAGAUUACCCAAUAGCACGAUUUAUGUUGUGGAACCUGGAUACUUGGGCUUUACAAUUCAGCCUGGGGAUAGAUGGGUCCUUGAAACUGGCCGGUUUUACGAAAUCAGCAUUGAAGUAUAUGAUAAAUCAAGCAACAAGGUGUAUUUAUCAGAUAAUAUCAGGAUUGAUACCACCUUGCCUACAGAGUAUUUUGAGGUGCUUGAGUCCUCCAAGAAUGGGUCAUACCAUCAAGUUAAGGCAAUAAAAAAGGGACAAACAGUGAUUGAUGCAGCCCUCACAUCUGUGGUGGAUCAGGAUGGAGGUGUCCACACCAUACCAGUUCCUGUCCGGAAUCAACAGGAAGUUGAAAUUUAUGUGCCUAUCACCCUUUCUCCCAGCAUCUUGACGUUUCCAUGGCAGCCCAAAACAGGAGCCUAUCAGUACACAAUAAAGGCCCAUGGUGGGAGUGGGAACUUCACCUGGUCCUCAUCGAGCCACAUGGUCGCCACAGUCACAGUCAAGGGUGUGAUGACAACCAGCAGUGACAUCGGUGUCAGCGUGAUCCAGGCGCAUGAUGUACAGAAUCCUUUACACUAUGGAGACAUGAAGGUAUAUGUGAUAGAGCCCAGCAGCAUGGAGUUCAUACCCUGCCAGGUGGAAGCUCGGGUGGGCCAAACCUUGGAGCUUCCCCUGAGGAUCAAUGGUCUCAUGCCAGGGGAGGUCAAUGAGGUGGUCACUCUGAGUGACUGUUCACACUUUGACCUGAUGGUGGAUGUAGAGAAUCAUGGUGUAUUCCAGCCACUCCCAGGGAGGCUUAAGCCAGGGUCAGAUUACUGCAGUGGUGUCCGGGUCAGAGCCGAAAUCCAGGGAUACACCACACUCCUCGUGAGUUAUAAACAUGGUCACAUUCACCUGAGUGCCAAGAUCACCAUUGCUGCCUACCUCCCACUGAAGACUAUUGAUCCUUCUUCUGUGGCUCUGGUAACUCUGGGUUCUUCCAAAGAGAUGUUAUUUGAAGGGGGCCCUAAGCCCUGGGUCCUAGAGCCUUCAAAAUUCUUCCGAAACAUCACCUCAGAAGACCCUGAGAGCAUUGGUCUAUCCCUGUUUGGUCCUCCUGCAUCCCGGAACUACCUGCAACAUUGGAUCCGAGUGACCUGUAAAUCCUUGGGAGAGCAGGUCAUCGCUCUCACAGUUGGAAACAAGCCCAGUGUCACUAACCCCUUCCCAGCCACAGAGCCAGCCGUGGUGAAGUUUAUCUGUGCUCCACCUUCAAGACUCACCCUUACACCUGUUUACACUAGUCCUCAGCUAGAUCUAUCCUGCCCUUUGAUGCAGCAGAACAAACAAGUGGUGCCUGUUUCCAAUUAUCGAAACCCUGACUUAGACUUGGCUGCUUAUGAUCAACAAGGCCGUCGAUUUGACAACUUCAGUUCCUUAAACAUCAAAUGGGAGUCCACUAAGGCCUCUCUGGCCAGCAUUGAACCCAGCUUGCCAAUGCAGCUGAUACUGAAAGAUGAUGGCAGUGGCCAAAAGAAGCUUCAUGGCUUGCAGACUGUCUCAGUUUACCAUGAAUCAGGAACUACUGCAAUUUCUGCCACAGCUGCUGGCUACCAUCAUUCUCAUCUCAGUGCAGCCAAAAUACAACUACCGUAUGAACCUCUCAUGCCUGUCUCAACAACCAUUGAGCUGAUUCUUGUGGAAGAUGUGAAAGUGACACCCCAUCAUAUAACUAUCUACAACCAUCCUAGUGUUCAGGCUGAACUCCUCAUUAGAGAAGGCUCUGGGUACUUUUUCAUCAACACCAGCAUCACAAACAUUGUCAAAGUGUCUUACCAAGAAGCUCGAGGCAUUGCUACGGUGUAUCCGCUAUUCCCUGGAAUUUUAACAGUCAUGAUUCACGACUUGUGUCUGGUGUUUCCAGCACCUGCGAAAGCUGAAAUCUUUGUAUCGGAUAUUCAGGAACUAUAUGUCCGAGUGGUUGACAAGGUGGAGAUUGGGAAAAGUGUCAAGGCAUAUGUCCGAGUGCUGGAUUUCUCCAAGAAGCCUUUUCUGACCAAGUACUUCUCCUUCAUGGACUUAAGACUCCGAGCAGCAUCCCAGAUUGUCACAUUAGAAGCCCUCGGCGAAGCUUUUGAUGACUAUACUGCCACAUUUCUAGUCCAUGGGGCAGCCAUCGGGCAGACUAGCCUGACAGCAACCGUGACUGAUAAAGUUGGGCAAAAAAUCAACUCUGCUCCACAGCAAAUUGAGGUUUUUCCUCCCUUCAGACUGAUACCAAGAAAAGUUACUUUGAUAAUUGGUGCAAUGAUGCAGAUCACUUCAGAAGGAGGUCCCCAACCUCAAUCCAACAUCAUUUUCUCCAUCAGUGAUGAGAGGAUUGCGUCAGUGAACAGCACUGGUCUGGUCAGGGGCCUCACCGUUGGCAAUGGGACAGUAUCAGGGCUUGUUCAAGCUGUUGAUGCAGAGACUGGAAAAGUUAUCAUAGUGUCUCAGGAUCGAGUAGACGUGGAGGUGGUGUAUCUCAAGGCUGUGAGAAUUCGAGCUCCCAUCACAAGAAUGAAGACUGGGACCCAGAUGCCAGUCUAUGUCACAGGUAUCACCAACAGCCAAAGUCCUUUCUCCUUUGGAAAUGCCAUCCCAGGGCUAACUUUUCACUGGUCUGUCACCAAGAGAGACAUCCUGGACAUCAGAGCAAGACAUAAUGAGGCUUCUCUCCGGCUGCCAUCCAAAUAUAACUUCGCGAUGAGUGUUUAUGGCCGAGUGAAGGGGAGAACUGGUUUGAAGGUUGUGGUCAAAGCCCUGGACCCCUCCAAAGGACAGCUCUUUGGCAUGGCAAAAGAGCUUUCAGAUGAAAUCCAAAUCCAGGUAUUUGAAAAGCUUCUACUGCUUAAUCCUGAAAUAAAAGCCGAACAAAUAUUAAUGUCACCAAACUCAUUUAUAAAGCUUCAGACAAACAGGGAUGGAGUUGCAUCUCUGAGUUACCGCAUUCUGGAUGGACCAGAAAAGGUUCCUGUUGUGUACAUCGAUGAAAAAGGCUUCCUGGUAUCUGGGUCGCUGAUUGGGACAUCAACAAUUGAAGUGAUUUCACAAGAGCUGUUUGGAGUCAACCAGACAAUUAUUAUAGCUGUGAAGGUGUCUCCUGUUUCAUACCUGAGGAUUUCAGUGAGCCCCGUUCUGCAUGCCCAGAAUAAGGAGGUUUUGGCAGCUCUACCUUUGGGAAUGACCCUGACCUUCACUGUGCAUUUUCAUGACAAUUCUGGGGAGAUUUUCCAUGCUCAUAACUCCGUCCUCAACUUUGCAACGAACAGAGAUGACUUUGUCCAGAUCGGGAAGGGAACUACCAAUAAUACCUGCGUCAUCCGCACAGUCAAUGUUGGCCUGACCCUGCUUGCUGUAUGGGACAUGGAACACACUGGCCUCUCGGAUUAUGUGCCACUGCCUGUCCAGCAAGUCAUCUCUCCAGAACUAACCGAGACUGUCGUAGUAGGAGAUGUCCUCUGUUUGAGCACGGUCCUGAUCAACCCAGAUGGUCUCUCAGGAACAUGGAGCUCUUCAGCCAGUAAUAUCCUCCAAGUUGAUCCCAAGACUGGUGUGGCUGUGGCAAGAGACUCUGGAGCUGCGACUCUUUAUUACGAGAUCGCUGGAGUUCUCAGGACAUACAAGGAGAUCUGGAUCAGCACCCCUCAAAGGAUCGUGGCCACCCACAUCAGUGGCAUCCCAACCAACUUUCAGGGAAUCACUGCCUCCAAAGUGAUAGUUGUAACUGGAGAAAGAAGCACCAACUUGAGAGGGGAAUGCUCACCGGUCCAGGUGGAAACCAUUGUGGAACUUCAUCCCGAAACCCUCAUCAGCUGUCAUCUCCAGUUCAACCAAGAAGUAUUUGAUUUUCCAGCAUAUGACAUUUUCACAACAGAACCUGGAUUUGAUGCAUCUUUAGGCCAGUACACGUGCUCCAUCAUGAUGCACAGGCUUACUGAUAAGCAACUCAAACACCUCAGCAUGAGGAAAACAGCUCUCCUGGUCACAGCAUCUCUCCAAGACGGCCACUUCUCUGGAGACCAGAUCAGUGCAGAAGUGCCCUUCAACCCUGGGCUUUAUGCUGACCAAACAGAAAUUCUCUUAAGUAACCACUACAUGAGCACAGAGAUAAAGAUAUUUGGAGCCACAGAGAUUCUUGAGAAUCUAGAGGUGAAAUCUGGGUCACCAGCAGUGAUUGCUUUUGUGAAGGAGAAGUCCUAUGGAUUGCCCAGCUUUGUCACCUACACUGUCAGCAUCUCUGACCCAAUCGUCCUUACCCAGAGAUCCUUAUCUACUACACUGACCAUCUCCAGCCCCAUGACGGACCAAUCCAUCACUGUCCCAGUCACCGUGGUCUAUAUGACCGACAGGCGAGGAGGCCCUGGCCAUCAAGGAGCCAGUCUAUUCCAACACUUCCUCGACUCCUAUCAAGUCAUGUUCUUCACGCUUUUUGCACUGCUGGCAGGAACAGCUAUUAUGAUCAUAGUUUACCAUGCUGUUUUCUCACCCAAAGAACACAACACACACCCCGCCUUCACCCCGAGAACAAGCCCUUCACAGAGUCCUAAUAGUUUCAUUGCUCCCGCUCCGAUGUCUUUUAGCACCCUGCCCCACAAUCGAAAAACCAGCCCACCCUCCAGGCUCUGGAGCCCUGAUUAUGCCUCCCAUUAGAGUCCGAAGAAAGAAACUGGCCACAGAGAGAAUGACCAUUCGGGAAAAACAUCAAAAGACUUUAGUGCCUUUAUUAAUAACAGAUAAAUGCAUUCACUCUGGAGACAUCCCAACAAGCGUGGCAUAAAUCUCACUGGAUCUCAUGCAAGUCUGGAUUUGAUAGUUCUGGGUUUUAACUCAGGCUUCUUAAAAAACAAACAAACAAACAAAAAAACAUAGUUCUUUCCCAUGUACCCAUAGGUUCUUGAAAUCCUGGAAACUCGCUGCCUCAGCCUUUGGUUUUAGGCACAGGUUACUCAGGGUUUCUGGACAUACUGCUCCUUUUUCUCAUGUCCCCAAAAUUGUGCUAUCCUGCUUGCUGGGGGACAGUUUGAGGCUUCAUUUAAAGUCUGAUAGAGAAGGCUAAAAGCUAAUCUAAUGUGGUGGGGCCAUAGGCCUUGGGGAAGGGGCUGUUUUUGCAUUUCAUUUUCUCCCUGUGAAAACUAAUUCCCUCUUAGCAUGGUUGUUAAGUAAGGGAAAUGGUAAAAUGUAAAAAAAUAAUGUGAAUGUCCUGUGUUCUGAAGGCCCCAAUUUUUCUUUUUGAGUCUACAUCGAAGUGUCAGAAAGACUCAGGAAUGCACUGCCUUACUGGGUGCUCUCAAUAUUUUAGCCUUACAAUGUGAUUCCGAAUUAUCACUUGGAAAUGGGCAUUUAUUUUCUUUUGCAAAUGUGAAUAGUGUCUGUCUUCUAUGUUAAAAAAAAAAAAGAGGGGGGGGGAUAAGUAUUAACGUGGUGACUUUUGUCUACCACCAUGGCUCUUACUCUGUGUAGCAGACAUCUCAUGCUAGAGAGUUUAGUUGGCCUCUUUUUCGCUCAAGGAUGGUGCAUUCAUAUUCAGAAAACACUCUUCAUCAGAAGGAUGAGACGUGUUAGGGGCUUUUGAUUUUUCAUUUUUUCAAGUUGCUGUUUUGUCCUGUUAAGACAAAGUUGUGGUUGUGUGUUUUAAAUUUGUUUUUUUAGACGUCCAAGUACCUCAGCAAACAUUGAGCCUCUGUCUUUCUCCACUGUAAAAAGGAUGAUCAUCCUUUGUCUGAGAGUCCUCUAGCUAAUCUCAUUUGAGUGAAUCUGGGAUUUGCCGGCCUCUCUACAAAAUGCACUGAGCUCUUCUAGACCAAGGGACAAGAUGGGGUGGGGGAAGAUGGAGGAAGCCCUCAGAAGCUACUUGUGAAGAAGAUAAUGGCUGGAAAGUUUGAGGAAACAAUGGGGAGAUUGAGAGAGGGUUAGGGAUGUUGGUGGGGUAUGAAGGAGGCAGUACGGUGCCCCCACCUACCCCAGCAAUAAAAUAGAACAUCAUUCAGAAGACUGAAACAUUAACUCUUUCCUGGAGGAAACUUCCUUCUUAGUUAUCCACAUAAGGCUCUCAGAAAUGGACCUCCAGACCCUUGAGACUAUGAGUUAAAACAUGGCCAAGGUAGGUUUGGUCCACUGAGUGGUGACCAUUGGCUGAGUGGGCAAUGGCCCUCCUGAAAACAGAAGUAAACAGAUUUUUCACCACAGUCAGAAAAUCCACUUGCCCUUUUUCAAGAGAAAAACUUCCAAAUAUAUGAGACGAUCUUGUGGGUCCCCCCACCCUGGAGCUGUGGAUUUAUACAGUGACAGUCUGUGACACUGUUUGUUGUCUUUUUAAAAAAAUAUAUUAUGUAAUUAACCAUUGAGAAGGCGGUGUGAUGUCCCCCUAAUCCUUCAAAGUGAGGUUAUAUAAUUUAUUUUCCAUUGCAUAAGGAAGGAAGAAUUGUGCCUUGUGUACUACAUGAGCUUGAAACUGACAACUUGGAUGUACAUAUGAGCAUUUCUACUUGUUUUAUUUAAUAAAGCUGUAUAAGAUUCUUUAAUAGCAUGGGA
Molecule: messenger RNA, 7296 nt
Organism: Gracilinanus agilis (Agile Gracile Mouse Opossum)
Lineage: Eukaryota; Metazoa; Chordata; Mammalia; Didelphimorphia; Didelphidae
Gene: NUP210
Product: nucleoporin 210
Exons: 38
Coding region: 1-5415 (1804 amino acids)
Cellular component (GO): nuclear pore
Source: RefSeq, a predicted model, not a curated record